UCCGAACCUCCCAAAGCCUAAUCCACGUGGAUCUGAACGUUGUAUACGUAGAUAAUGGUUGAAAUGAAAACCCUAGCAAGCUCUCUUCCCCAAUUCGAACCAUAACCCCAAAUCUGAAAUUUUGUUGCAAUUCGAACCAUAACCCAGAGUGAUCUCAGAACCCCAGCGAUGUCAUCACGCAGAUUUAACUCAGAUGGAAAUUUUGGAACUCGCAGCAGUUCUUCAAGUUCGAAGAAGAUGAAGGAGAAGAAGCUCGACGGCAAAUGUUUCUGUGGGAUAGAUGUUGUGUUGAUGGAGUCUGGAACGAUUACGAACCCUAACAGAUGGUUCAUCAGAUGUCCUCUAUGGGCGACAAGAGAUUGCAGAUACUUUGUUUGGGUGGAUGAACUCGAACAAGGAUGGGAGGGUGUGGCAAGAUGUUUAGCCAAGAGGAAGUUCGAGCAUUGUUAUGCAACACCUGAUGAUGGAUUGACUCUGAAUUCAGGGGGGAAAAUCUGCAAGCAUCCUCAAUUAUGGCUAAGAAGAUAGACAAAUUUAGGGUUGAAAUUAGGGGUGAAAUUAGGGAAAUUAGAGUGAUGAUUAUUACUGUUGCACUGGGGGUAGCAUUUUGUCUGUUUUGUGAGUUGUAUUUGGUUAUGAAAUCAUAAGACUUGUAAAAAGAGAGGUCUUUGUUCUGUCAUAGUUAAAAUUUUUGAAUGA
Messenger RNA from Arachis ipaensis, 699 nucleotides. NCBI's taxonomy places the organism in Eukaryota, Viridiplantae, Streptophyta, Magnoliopsida, Fabales, Fabaceae. The record is from RefSeq and is a predicted model, not a curated record.